Messenger RNA from Diorhabda carinulata, 3469 nucleotides. It is a transcript of the gene Vti1a, whose product is annotated as vesicle transport through interaction with t-SNAREs homolog 1A. Gene Ontology annotation, molecular function: SNAP receptor activity; SNARE binding. Gene Ontology annotation, biological process: Golgi to vacuole transport; macroautophagy; vesicle fusion with Golgi apparatus. The transcript has 4 exons. The record is from RefSeq and is a predicted model, not a curated record. NCBI's taxonomy places the organism in Eukaryota, Metazoa, Arthropoda, Insecta, Coleoptera, Chrysomelidae. Gene Ontology annotation, cellular component: endoplasmic reticulum membrane; SNARE complex; ER to Golgi transport vesicle membrane. Bases 230 to 886 code for a protein of 218 amino acids.
CUUACUGUUUAUUUAUAAAAUAUGUUAUAAUUAUAUUUAUUUAUUUUCAACAGGGAAUUUAAAUUUUAUAUUUUUCACAAGUUUAUAAUUUAUAUUAUAUUUAAUAAAAACAUUUUAGUAAUAUAUCAAUAAUUUGACAUAUGUGAAAAGUUAUGACAUGACCUAUAAAAUAGCGCCAUCUUUAAUAAAAUAAUGAAAACACGAUAAAAAUAAAAAUCGAAACCACACAAUGGUUUCACUUUUUGAAAAUUACGAACAGCAAUAUUCAGUAUUAACAGCCGACAUUACCGCCCAAAUUGGACUCCUAACAGCUUCAGCUACUAAAGAUCGUCGCCAGCUCAUUUCAAAUAUUGAAAAACAUGUCGAAGAAGCUCAAGAAUUGCUGGAACAAAUGGAGUUGGAAGCGAGAGAAGUGGAUCAAUCGAAAAGACAAAGAUGUAGAACGAAAUUGGAUUGUUACAGAGCCGAAUUGAAGAGGCUCACUUUGGAUUAUAUAAAAUCAAGAUCGGUUAAACAAGGAAUUUUAUACGACAGUUCGGAAGAAUUGAACGACAUCAGAAUAUCUUCUGAUCAAAAACAGAGGCUUUUAGACAAUUCCGAAAGGAUAGAAAGAACUGGAAAGAAACUGGAGGAAGGUUAUAGAGUCGUAGUGGAAACCCAAGAAAUCGGCAACGAAGUUUUGAAGAAUUUAGGCGAACAGAGGGAAACUAUACAAAGAAGUAGAACAAGGCUAAGAGAAGCCGAUGAGGAACUAAAUAGAUCCAGUAGAUUGAUGAAUUCAAUGAUUAUGAGAUCUUUACAACAAAAAGUUGUGAUUUAUACAGUUUGUGUUUGCUUCGUUAUAGCUGUUUGUCUCGGGGUUUAUAUAGGGAUCAAAAGGAGAUGAAAAUACGUUUUAAUCAAACUUAGAACAUUGUAAGUGCAAAUUGUAUUAAAUUAAGUCCUAAUUUUUACUAAAUUAACCAUAUAAUUAAUUUAUAAGAUAAUUUAAUCGUGUUUUUUGGGUUUUAGUAAAUUUUUCUUAUUCAAUUUUCAUAUUUUUUAUAAUUGUAUCAAAAAAUAAGGGGGAGUUAAUUUUUUUAUUAUUUUAUUUGUUAAAAAAUGUCUAUUAACAGUUUGUUUGCGUGUAUCUAUCAGUGGAAAAGGGGUUAAUGUAUGAUGUUGGUGGGAAACGAUGUUAAAUUGAUGAUUUUAGGUUGUUUUGUUCAAAUUUGAGUUCAAUUUUUGUCAGAAACUUUCCUAUUUUGGAAAGAAUGUACAAAUAUGUCUUAUUAUUUGUCUAUAUUUCGCUUAAAGGACAUAACUUUCAGCAUUAGUCAGAAAUUAUGUAAAACUGGUGAAAUUCCUCAAUUUUUAAAUGAAUUUGGGUUUAAUUUUUGCUAAAACUUCUGCUAUUUCGUAAAAUUGUGGUUUAUGUUCAUCAAAAGGAUGAAAAAUGUUUUUUUUCUUAAUGAAAUGGACAAAUAUCUCUUGAAUUUACUCUAUGGUCAACUUAAAGGGCUUAAAUCACACGAAAAGGGGGUUGAACUCGUGAAAUUUUUCGAAAUUCCUUCUUCUGACCCUUCCAGGCAUUUAAUCAAGAUUUUUGGUCAAAUUUAGGUUUUAUUUUUGCUAAAACUUCUACUAUUUCGUAAUAUUUAGGUUAUAUUUCGUCAAAAGGAUGAAAAAUGUUUUUUUUUCUGAUUCAAAUGGGCAAAUAUUUCUCGAAUUUACUCUACGGUCGACAUGAAGGGCAUAAAUCACACUGAAAAGGAGUUGAACACAUGAAAUUUUUCCAAAUUUGCUUCAAAAUUCCUUCUUCUGACCAUUCCAUGCAUUUAAUCAAGAUUUUUGGUCAAAUUUGGUUUUUAUUUUUGCUAAAACUUGUGCUAUUUCGUAAUAUUGUGGUAUAUGUUCAUCAAAAGGCUGAAAAAUAUCUUUUUUCUGAAUGAAAUGAACAAAAAAAUGGAAAUAUCUUUUAGAUUUAGCCUACAGUCAACAUAAAGGACUGAAAUACAUGCUUUUAGGUGGAAAUGUUGUUAAACUGAUGAAAUUCUUCAGGUUUAAAGUUUCUUUUUUUUUACUAUUUCAAUCAUCAAAAGGUAAUUUUUGAAUAAAUUUAACGAAAUCAACUAAAAAAUGUCGAAGUAUCUCAUGAACUUGGUCUAAGGUCAAAAUGAAGGCCUCAAAUACAUGAUCUUAGUUGGAAAUGUUCAUAAACUGAUGAAAUUGUUCAAAAUUAGCUUCAAAUUUUCUUUUUUAUUAUUAUUUCAGCCAUUAAAUGGAGAUUUUUGUAAAAAGCUCUGGUAUUUUCAAAUGUUGUGUCUUAUGUUCGAACAAUUAAAGAAAAUUGAUUUUUUCUGAACGAAAUGAACCAAAAAAUGUACAAAUAUCUCUUGUCUUUUGUCUAUCUUUUGCCUAAAGGACAUAAAGGUGUGUAUUGAUUGAAAAUGUAGUUAAAUUUUUGAAAUUUGAUUAAAAAAUUCUUCUUUUAACCAUUCCAGCCAUUCAAUGAAAAUUUUUCAUCAAAUUUGACUAAAAUUUUUAUUUUCCCUUGAUUAUAUCUUUUACCUAUCCAUCUAAUGUUAAUAAUUUGUAACCAAACAAAAUGUACCAAGAUUUUUUUUGUUAUAUUUUAGUUCAUUUUUCACAAAAAAAUUUCACAAAACUCCAAAUAUAUCUUCAAAUUCAAGAAUAUUUCCUUUAAUCCUUAAAGACUUUUAAAUAUAAGACUUUAACCUUACAAUUUCUCAUUUCUAUUAUAAAGUCACAGUCGCACAUUUUACUUUGUAAUUUAAUUUUUUUCAUGGUAAAUUAUCUUCACUUUAGGUCUUUUUUAGAAAUUGCCUAUCAUGAGAGAUGUAAAAUGAAAAUAAUGUACCACAAAAAAACAUAUAAAACUGUCUAAAAAUUGAAGAAAUUCAUUUAUUUUUGCGCUUAUUAUGUAAAAGUUUUCAAAAACGUUAAAUUCAACCCAGAAUAUGUGUAUAUAAACAUUUAUAUAUGUAUAAUUACUAGUCUUUUAAAUUUAAGAAAAUUUUUAAACGAUUUCGUCAAAUAUGAACGAAAUAUUUAAAAUGAAAUUUCAUUUUGUAUUGUAUUUGAUGAAAUUUUUAAUCCUGUGAAUACAUAAAUGCUUACGAAUCUUGUAAAUCUUUUGUAUUCACUUGUAUCAACAACAAUACGGCACAAAAGUCCCUAGAUUUGAAUAAUCACAACCGGAAAUAUUUACGUCGUUAAUCUAUAUUUAAAUAAUUUUUAAGGUAACCACAUAUAGUAUUUAAUGUGUAAAUAAUAUGAUUUACGUUUAACAGAGAUCGAAGACUUUGUGUAAGACUGACCAGCUCAGUAAAAAAAAUUUUUUUUUUGAUAAUUUCGUCCUGCUAGUCAGUUUGACACCAAAUCUAAUUAAAUUUUACGUUUAUACAUUCCUGUAUACAUAUGACGCUGCAAAUGUGAUUGUUUUAUCAAUAAAACUAAUUUAAAUGAA